AUGAGUGGCGGAUGUGGAUAUUGGGACAUGGCAGAUUGCCUGGCCGAAGAAUUCGAUGCACAAGAGGUACUGCCUCGUCUAUAUAUUGGCUCAGCACAGGCUGCUUCCUGUGUCAAUCAACUUAAAGAUCAUAACAUUACACAUGUACUGUCAGUCUCAACCAACCCUCCAAACUACAAAGACAAGAAGUUUGAAUGUCUCUCCAUUGAAAUAGAGGACGAAGAGAAGAAAGAGAUCCACAACUAUUUCAGUCUAGCGCACUCCUUCAUUGAAAAGGGCAGAGGAUACGGUGGUGUGCUCAUUCACUGCUCUGCAGGUGUGUCACGAUCAGCCACUAUUGUAAUUAGUUAUUUAAUGUCAUUGUUCUAUAAACCAUUUAUGUAUUGCUUCCAGUUUCUCAAGUCGAUUAGACCUUGCAUUCAGCCCAAUCGUGGAUUCAUCUCACAGUUGAUGUCAUACGAAUCUACACUGUUGCAACAGGUCACAGCAGUCGCUCAAUGUCAACAGCUUCAACAGCAGUUGCAGAGGAAGCAACUGUGUACUGGUGAAGAUAUUGGUGAAAGUAAAGAUCGAGACAAUGUACAACAACAACAACAACAACAACAACAACAACAACAACAACAACAGGAUCAUCAGAUAGAUGAACAGCACUCGACUAGACAAGGACAUGAAGAGUUGACCAGGAGGCAACAACAACAACCACAACUCACUUGCUUGGAG
This is a messenger RNA of Acytostelium subglobosum LB1, 720 nucleotides long. RefSeq lists its product as hypothetical. Gene Ontology annotation, cellular component: cytoplasm. Gene Ontology annotation, molecular function: protein tyrosine/threonine phosphatase activity; MAP kinase tyrosine/serine/threonine phosphatase activity. Gene Ontology annotation, biological process: protein dephosphorylation; negative regulation of MAPK cascade. Lineage: Eukaryota; Evosea; Eumycetozoa; Acytosteliales; Acytosteliaceae. The transcript has 3 exons. The record is from RefSeq and is a predicted model, not a curated record. The annotation marks the transcript as partial.